Molecule: messenger RNA, 3545 nt
Organism: Orbicella faveolata
Lineage: Eukaryota; Metazoa; Cnidaria; Anthozoa; Scleractinia; Merulinidae
Product: protein arginine N-methyltransferase 9-like
Biological process (GO): peptidyl-arginine methylation, to asymmetrical-dimethyl arginine; chromatin remodeling
Cellular component (GO): nucleus
Molecular function (GO): histone methyltransferase activity; protein-arginine N-methyltransferase activity; protein binding
Source: RefSeq, a predicted model, not a curated record
AAAUAUCUUUUAAAAUUUCAAAUGGAAGCGAACUCGCGUUAUUUUCAGCAUUUUCAAGCUGCCAAGAACUGCCUCAGACGCGAAAGGUAUGGAGAUGCGUUGGCGCAUUUGGUGUUUCUCGCCAAUGUGGAACCUUCCUCAAAAGAAGUGUUAGAGGAAGACUUCAUCAUCGCUUUGCGCCACUGGACCGAUAUACUUGAACGUCAUGGUGAGCUAGAUAAACUGAUGGUUUGCCUGCAGGAAGCCUUGAAGCUCUACCCACGAAGCGAAAACAUACUCGUAAACACGGGUGCAAGCUUGAUCAAGGCCGGAAUCACCGACGAAGCUGCGUCGUGUUUUAGACGUGCGUUGCAAGUCAAUCCUGGGAGUAUCAGAGCGAAAGAAAAUCUUGAAAACGUCGCAAAUCUGUUGGUCGAGAGAUGGCAUUUUAGAAUGUUAAAUGACAAGAAAAGGAACUUGGCUUACAAGCAGGCAAUUGCUAAGGCCAUAAGCCAAGGGCACGAUGUCGUUUUAGACAUUGGAAGCGGCACUGGAAUUUUAAGUAUGUUUGCUGUUCAGAGCGGGGCAAAAGAGGUCUAUGCUUGUGAAAUGUCUAAGACCAUGUAUGAAAUGGGUCUGGAUGUGUUGAAAGCAAAUAAAAUGGAGAAGUUAGUCCACACCAUACACAAGAAAUCAACUGAGAUGAAAGUAGGUGACGAUAUUCCACAGCAGGUCUCUCUUGUUGUAACUGAGACAUUAGAUUGUGGACUUCUCGGUGAAGGAAUUCUUGCCACUGUGGAACAUGCCUGGGCUAACCUGCUUAUGCCUUCCACAGAUGACUUGCACCACUCAAAUGCAAAGCCUGUUUCAAAGGUCAUACCAGGUGGUGCAGUUGUUUAUGCUAUGGCAAUUAUGUGUUAUGACAUCAGACAUCAAACCAGGAGCAAACCAAUAAUUAAUGGAAUGAACAUGUUUCCUGAGUGUAGCAUAGGAGCAGAACUAAUGGCACAAAAGUCAGAAACGGCAUCGUCUGGAAGUAUUCUAGAUCAGUUGGAACCGUACAACACAGAAUGCUUGAACAGGCUUAGAGGUGGUUUCAAAGCUCUGUCAUGCCCUUUCAAAGUUACAGAGUAUGAUUUCAACAAUCCAAGUAGCUUGAAUAAGGAGAGAAACAUAAGUUUUGAAAUCCCUGCAACCUGUGAUGGUCGGGUGGAUGCUAUAUCAGCAUGGUUUGAUUUGCGACUGGAUGAAGAAAUUACUCUUUCCACUGGCCCCAAUGAUGACUCUCUCUGUUGGGAGCAGGCAAUUUUCCCUGUUUACUCAAGUGCUGGAAAUUUGUCUGGUAAACUGGAAGUUUCAAUGGGAGACUUGAUGUCCAUUCAUGGAGAACUCUCCCAAGAAUGUUUGAAGUUACAUUUAAGUGGCAUUAAAACAACAACAGGUAAUGAAUCUCAUAACAGUGUUACAUGUACACUAGCACACAAAGAAAUUGCCUCCACAAGGAACAGCUCUUUGACUAAAAACAAUGAGUGUAACAGUGAAGUUAUAAUCAUUCCACCUUCUUACAUGCGAAGACUGAAUGACAAUGCCUUUAAUGACCUCUAUGAUGAAGUUAUCUGUAGAGCUGUGAAGUCUGUGACACCUGGUCUACAUGCAUCUGCUAAUAAUGACAACGCCAGUGGGAAACCUACCGGUAACAUUAUUGACAUCACCUACGGUCCCGCUCUGUCUUCUCUUUUUGCUUCUCGAGGCAAAGCUGGUCAUGUCCUAGUGACAAAUCCUCACAAUGCUGCAUGGAUAAAAUGCAUUUUGCAUGGAAACAAUCUACCACCAGUCAUUGAAAGUAGUCCAAGUAAACUUGAAGAAAUUGCCAAAGAAGGAAGGAAGUGGGAUAUUCUUGUCAGUGACACAGUGGAACCGUCUGGAAUCAUUCGCCAGCAAGUUGUUGAAGAUAUUGUGUUUGCUCGAGGAUGUUUACUGAGACCACAGAGUUUCCAGAUUAUUCCUAUGGGAUUCACUUUGUACUGCAUGUGUAUUGAAUCGCCCUUCUUGUUUGCUAACUGUCGCAUUGUGAGCCAAGACAAUACACUUGGACUCAACAUCGCACAGUUUAUCAAUGAGUUUCAAGUAACAACUCACAUAGAUGUGGACGUUACAACACUUCCUUUCUCAGCAAUCACAGAUCAUGUUGCUCUUUUCAGUCUGAAUUUCAUGGAGCAGUUUGAUGAUGAAAACAAGGUGCUCUCCUUACUUGAAACUCACUCUCAGCAAAGAGUCAAAGCUACAAAUUCUGGGAGGAUACAUGCUAUUCCAUACUGGUUUAUGUUACAUCUUGACAAUCACCACUCACUGUCAACACAUGGUGGGGCUUACGCUGAAUCGCACUGGAGACAAGCUGUCAUCGUGUUGAAAGAGGAAGUAACUGUAGAAGCUGGUCAAGAACUUCUAAUUUCAGCAUCAUGUGUAAGCAGUAGCAUCUUCAUUGAUGUUAUUCCAAUCAAGGAUUGAUUUAAAUACACUGUCUAGCACACAUCAAACUAGUGUUAAAUAUAAGAAAGGUAUUACUUCAGACUAUUAGACAGUGCACAGGGAUUUUGGGUUAUUCUUGAUUUAUCAAAAAAUUCUGUAAAAUAUUCCAGUUGGGAUAUGAUGCAAACGAAACACAACUUUUAUUAUGUGAGCGAAGAAACUUCUGAAAAGGUGGUCCUGUUUGUUUGCUCAGCUAUUACCAAUGUAAGUUUGCAUUUUUGUUACCUGCUAUGCACCUUUUGCAUUAGUUCUAACUCCUUUUGACUUCUCAGGCUGUGCCAAAUUUCAUGGCUUAACCACAAUGGUGAGUUCUUUGGUGGAAAAUAGAAGAUCCUCUUUUUGAAUGGAAAUUCCCUACUAAAUUUCUGGAAAUUUUGCGGCAAAUUGUACAAAAAUGUAAACAACCUUUUGCCGACCUGUGUGUGUGGAUUAUGGAUUUUUGUUUUCUUGAAGCUUUUUGAACGUGUAUCUUUAACUCAGACUAUUCAGUUAGUGCACCUAAAGACAUUAACAGAUUUUAACAGUAGAGAACUUAAAACAGAAUUACUGGCAGGAAGUGGUAUUCAGAUGUUUUGUUAGUGUUGUUUUAACUAAGAAGUCUUUCUGUAAGCCAGUUAUAAACUUCCGUAAGGUCUGUAGUUGUUGUAAUAAUUAUUGAAUGGUUUAAUUUAGAGAUCAACCAGUGGACACUUUCUGGAAGCAAACAAGUGGCAAAUUAGUGACAAUCUCUUUUUUCUGAAUCAGUAAAAAUCUGUUUUGGUUUUUUUCCUGAAUAAAUGAAAACAUUAGUCCAAGAAUUUAGCAAUCAAUUUCCUUGUGCCAAGGCCCCCGUCAACUAAGAGGGUCUGGCGGCUCUGGGAAUGAGAGUGGGCUUUUGACAAUUUUGCAUUUCCAGUUAGGGGAUCUCACACAGGGGUAUCACAUUUUGCACUUUUGUUGUACAUGUAAUCACAGAUCAGUAUUAUCACUUAAUAAACAUGUAAAACACUGUAGCUGCAGAUGACCUGGCUUGGUUUCAAUUUCUUUUUUCUCUUCAC